Serinus canaria (Common canary) is the source of this 2368-nucleotide messenger RNA. RefSeq names its product coiled-coil domain containing 13 (gene CCDC13). NCBI's taxonomy places the organism in Eukaryota, Metazoa, Chordata, Aves, Passeriformes, Fringillidae. The transcript is spliced from 15 exons. The coding region runs from base 156 to 2054 and encodes 632 amino acids. The record is from RefSeq and is a predicted model, not a curated record. Gene Ontology annotation, cellular component: centriolar satellite. Gene Ontology annotation, biological process: cytoplasmic microtubule organization; non-motile cilium assembly.
CGCGCUCCUGUUGCCAUGGGCACCGCAUCGGGCCCGCAGCGGGAGCCGGGGCCGCAUCUCCGGUCCCGCCGGUGCCCAGCAGGAAACGGGGACAGCCGGGGACACCCUCCCGGUGCCACCCUCCCGCUGCCCUCGGGAACGCGGCUCGGUAAACAAUGGAGCCAGAGGUAGAAGUGAAUGAAGAUUUCAAAAGCCAGUUUAAGGCUUAUCAGGAGCAACAGCAAAGGCGGCUGAAAAGUUUGAUGGAGGCCAAGAAGGAGAAGCAGGACAGGCAGAAGAACACUGGCAGCACAAAGGAGACUGUAAGAGCCCUGAGUGAUCUAAACCUGUUUCAAAAAGGACCUCCUGUAAAGGAAGAUGCCAGCAAAAGUUUCCUUGAGACUGAGAAUGAGCAGCUGCAGGAUCAGCUCCGAGAGCUCCGGGAUGAGAACUGCAGGCUCUACAGACUGAUGGCAGAGAAAGAUUUUGAAAUAAAGGAGCUCCAGAAAAGAGUCCGGGAGGAGAGGUUGGCUCUGUCAGGGGUGUCUGGUUUAGCUGGAGACGUGGCUGCCACUAAAAUAGUUGAGUUGGCCAAAAGGAACCGGGAGGUGACUGCUGAGUUUGAGAGUGAGAGAGCCAGAGUGAAGCAGCUGAAUUACAGAGUCAAGGAGCUGGAGAGAGAACUACAGGCAGCUGCAGAAAAAGUCCAUUCCCUUGGUGGUGAUGCUGCAGGAAUCAAGGAAUCAGCUCUGAAAAAGCUGGAAGGAAACUUGGCUGAAAAUCCAGAGGUGAAAGCACUACAAGAAAAAUUGAGCACAGCCAACGUAAAAGUGACAGAAUAUCGAAACCAGCUCCAGAAUUUGAAACAGGAACUGAAGCUGACCCAAAAGAUUUUAGCCAAAGAAGUUGGGGAAGAUGUGAACAUCCAAAGUCUCUUGACCAAUUCUAGCAGCUGGCGUGGGCGAGCUCAGCAAAUUCUCCUUCUCCAAAGCAAGGUUCACGAGCUGGAGCAUAAACUGAAUCACCAAAAGAUCAGAGCUUCACUGCUGCAGAUGGAUGAGGGGUUGCUGGCAUUUCCUGAUCCAAGGAAAUUGUCAGUCCAGGAGAAGAACUUGCUGAAGAUUCGCAGCUUGGAAAAAGAAAAGAAGGAAUCUUUGGAGAAACUCUCUGAGCAACACAACACUCUCCAAAAAAGCCAUGAGGAAUUGAAAAAAAAACUUGAUGCCUCAAGAGCCAGGAACCAAAUGCUGUGUGGAGAAGUGAAGAUGCUGAAGGGACAGAUUGGAACCUUGCUGGAGAAAGGGAAACACGAUGAUGAGCUCAUAGAUGCCUUGCUGAGCCAGCAGAAGCAAAUGCAGGAGAUCUUGAAGGGCCUGAGCCAGAAGAAGGAUGAGAACAAGGAGUCUGAGCAGACGAUGGACCCUGAGAAUCAGAAACUAAGUGUCCUGAUAGAUGAGCUCAGGCAGUUGGUGGCUGACAGAGAAACAAAGGUUAAAACUCUAGAGGAGGAGAUUGGGCAGCUCACACAUCAGGACAAGUCAGGAGCUGCUCAUCCACCACACUCUGAGCACUCAGGAUCACCUGAGGCUGGAAGGACAAAAUCUGCCUGGUCUGCUGGCACACACAGCUUGAGCUGGAAAGUGCUGCUGGGAGAGCUCAUAACACAGAUAACUCUGUGCCAGGCUGCUGAAGAGAAGAAGGAAAAGCUCCUGGAGCUGGUGGCUGUGCUGCAGAAAAGGGUGGAGGAAAGCAGCGACAAAGUCUUGGAAACUGAGAAGAAGCUCCAGGAGGAGCAGUGGGAGAGUGACAGCUUGGAACAGGAGCUUGAAAAGCUGCAGGUAGAUCCAGGGAGCAGCACAACUGCCCAGGAGCCUGCCCUGAGGAGCAGAAAAGCCCAGCCCAGCCUCCCCUUGCAUGAGAGUGACAGAGAGGAGCUCUCUUCAUCCCUGUCUGAGCUGCCCCUGGAGUCUCAGGUGGAGGAGCUGAGCAGGAGGCUUGGCUUCCAGGUGGAUGAGAACACAAGUCUGAAGGCUGCUCUGAAGGACACUGUGACAGCCAAAGGGGAUGAUUUUUAACUGCACCAAGGCACAGUGGAGGAAGUGAGGGAUAGGUUUGCAGAGGCUGUUCAGCACCAUACACCAGAGAAGAGUUAAUCCAGAUAUUGCCAGUCCUUUGGGCUGCAGAGCAGGGACAGAGCCCAGGCAGCAGUGUCAUUCUGCAGCCUCAGAUUGUGUCACUUCUUCAGCAUUUGCAGGAGAGCAUGAGAAGCAGAGAUGAAAUACAAAAAGUGAAGGUUUUAUGUGUCAGCACUUUCUGUCUCUGAGGCUUGGCAAGCAGGGCUGGUGGGUGUUGUUUGGGAAGCUGCAAUUCUGCAGGGGGAUUUGGGACA